Solanum tuberosum (potato) is the source of this 528-nucleotide messenger RNA. Its product is annotated as probable NAD(P)H-dependent oxidoreductase 1. The annotation marks the transcript as partial. The transcript has 3 exons. NCBI's taxonomy places the organism in Eukaryota, Viridiplantae, Streptophyta, Magnoliopsida, Solanales, Solanaceae. Gene Ontology annotation, molecular function: oxidoreductase activity. The record is from RefSeq and is a predicted model, not a curated record.
UCUGAGGUGGCUGUGGGAAAUGCAUUAAGACGAGCGAUUCAUGAUGGGUUGGUUGAAAGGGAAGAUAUUCAUGUCACUUCUAAACUUUGGUCAAGUGAUCAUCAUGAUCCUGUUACUGCUCUUCAACAAACUCUACAGAGGCUAGGAAUGGAAUACAUAGACAUGUAUUUAGUGCAUUGGCCAGUGGCUUUGAAACCAUGGGUGGACUACCCAAUUCCCGCAGAAGAAGACUUUGAGGAAUUAGACAUGGAAAAUACUUGGUCCGGUAUGGAGAGGUGUUUAGAGAUGGGCUUGUGUAGAUCCAUCGGCGUCAGCAAUUUUUCUUCAACAAAAAUACAACACCUUCUAGAUUUUGCUUGUGUCACUCCUGUUGUCAAUCAGGUGGAAAUGCAUCCAAUGUGGAGGCAACGUAAGUUGAGAUCAAUAUGUAGGGAAUAUGGAAUUCAUGUAAGUGCAUAUUCACCUCUUGGUGGUCCUGGAAAUGCUUGGGGGACUACUACUGUGGUUGAUCAUCCAAUCAUACAAUCC